Molecule: messenger RNA, 1760 nt
Organism: Sinocyclocheilus anshuiensis
Lineage: Eukaryota; Metazoa; Chordata; Actinopteri; Cypriniformes; Cyprinidae
Product: opsin-3-like
Exons: 9
Coding region: 1-1509 (502 amino acids)
Biological process (GO): G protein-coupled receptor signaling pathway
Cellular component (GO): membrane
Molecular function (GO): G protein-coupled receptor activity
Source: RefSeq, a predicted model, not a curated record
AUGCCUCUGGAAGGAACCGAGUCUGACAGUGGAGUGUGCUGUAUGGAUUAUAAUCCUAAUGUCAAGCCAUCCGCUGCAUCUCAGUGGUGCUCUAUAUGGCAGUUCCCUACAAUGGAGCUCAUGCUGGUGAAUCAGGCCCCUGCCAGUGUGAUACAGUCUGAUAACAAAGCCUCUACAGCAGGGAGAAAAACGAAAGGUGAGAAACUAGGAAACAAUGAGUGUGCUGGUAAGUGCUCACGGCUCUAUCAGAGAGAGAAGGAGAAGGCAGGCAUCGUGUCCAUCAUGACUCUCUCCGGUCUGGCCUAUGAGCGCUACAUCCGUGUGGUUCAUGCCAAGGUCAUUGACUUCCCCUGGGCCUGGAGGGCUAUCACGCACAUCUGGCUGUACUCUUUGGCCUGGACUGGAGCUCCUCUCCUGGGAUGGAACCGCUACACACUGGAAGUCCAUCAGUUGGGCUGCUCUCUUGACUGGGCCUCCAAAGAUCCCAACGACGCUUCCUUCAUUCUCUUCUUCCUCCUCGGAUGCUUCUUUGUUCCUGUGGGCAUCAUGGCCUACUGUUAUGGAAACAUCUUGUACACUGUGAAAUUGCUGAGAGGAAACACGUUAGUGCUGCUUCCCCACCGGCCUGCCUCUGUCACAGAGGACUGUGGAUGUCUGGGCAUCGUGUCCAUCAUGACUCUCUCCGGUCUGGCCUAUGAGCGCUACAUCCGUGUGGUUCAUGCCAAGGUCAUUGACUUCCCCUGGGCCUGGAGGGCUAUCACGCACAUCUGGCUGUACUCUUUGGCCUGGACUGGAGCUCCUCUCCUGGGAUGGAACCGCUACACACUGGAAGUCCAUCAGUUGGGCUGCUCUCUUGACUGGGCCUCCAAAGAUCCCAACGACGCUUCCUUCAUUCUCUUCUUCCUCCUCGGAUGCUUCUUUGUUCCUGUGGGCAUCAUGGCCUACUGUUAUGGAAACAUCUUGUACACUGUGAAAUUGCUGCGUUCUAUCCAAGAUCUGCAGACGGUUCAGACGAUUAAGAUUCUGCGAUAUGAGAAGAAAGUGGCGGUGAUGUUCCUAAUGAUGAUCUCCUGUUUCCUGGUGUGCUGGACGCCCUAUGCUGUGGUCUCCAUGCUGGAGGCUUUUGGCUGGAAGAGUUUCGUCUCCCCCACGGUUGCCAUCAUUCCCUCUCUCUUCGCCAAAUCCAGCACUGCCUACAACCCCGUCAUCUGCACCUUCAUGAGCAGAAAGUUUCGCAGGUGUAUGUUACAGAUGCUGUGUUCUCGUCUGGCCAGUGUGCAGCACAGCAUUAAGGACCGUCCCCUGGCCCGCAUCGAACAUCCUGUACGGCCCAUUGUGAUGUCACAGAGCCGUCCCAACCGGCCCAAAAAGAGAGUGACCUUCAGCUCUUCCUCCAUCGUAUUCAUCAUCGCUAACAAUGACACUCUGGAUAUUACCUCCAAAUGCAAUCACGAACCAGACAUCAACACACUGAAACUUCCACCUUCACCCAGUUUCGUGAGCUGGUGAGAUAUCCGCAGCUUAGAUUGAACAGUCCGUGAGCAGAAUACAUUAGUGAGUGUGCUCCGAUAGAUUAGGAGCACAGUGUUAGUACAAGGACUCUUCUAGGACGGGACAUUUGUCAAAACUGCAGCACCUCAUACAUAAUGUCAGUCAGGUCUACAGCGCUCCCCUGGAGGAAGCGAAGUAUGUGCCCUGUUUGAAAAACACAAGCCAAACAUCACUAUUUCUACUGGUCAAUUUUUGGAUUAGGGCUUGAA